UUACUGUAUAUGUGACAUUUUUUUGUACCCCAGAUCAUUGGUGCAAAUAUUUUUUGCAUUUUCAAUUUGUCACAUAAUUGGGGUUUAAUACUCAGACCUUGUAAUGCCAAUUUAGUCUAUUGGUGCAACCUGAACUCUACGAUAUGUAAUAAAUGAAAAAAAAAAUUGUACUGAUGAACUGUACUACAAAAAAUACAUCGUUCAUGGAAAUAUGGAAUGUUUUAUUUUGUUGUGCUUUUCAAAUAAUUUUUUAUCUAGUGGUGUGAUUUCAUAUGUGCAAUUUCAACUUAACAUUAAUUUCUUCGAUUUUCAAACGAAUAAUAAUGUUAAAAAUAAUAAAAUAUUAUUUAAGACAAAAUUAAUCAUCUGUAUUAUUAACUACGCAUGAUAUAUUAGAUAUUAUUAUUCAUUAAUACUAAAAUAAAAAAUGUAUAUAUAUUUCUAGCUUAGUCAUGUAAGUAUCUUAUAUUCAUUCAUGAUGGAUAACGAAGAAACUUCCGAGAAACCGAAAAAACGAAAGAUUUGCUAAGUCAAAAUCCAACAUCAGGAAAAAGAUCAAGUGAAUGUCCGCUGUCUCAGGAACCAGUACCCUAUGCUGAAGAUGUUGUGGAACCAAUAUCUCACAGACACUCACAGUAUUCAGAUUCUGAAAAUCUAGACAGUAACGAAGAAGAUCAAUGUUCAGAGAAGCGUUCAUCAACAGGAACUGAUACUAGACGUAGUCAUCACACGGAAGAUAACUAUUCGGACAGUGAUUCUUCUGAACUUUUUGACGAUUGGGUUGAUGAGGAUCAAUACGCCGAUUUAAAUCAUACUAUUACGUUUGAAACAGCUGGUGUCUCUGUAUCAGAUGUGCUAACGGUGAUAAAUGGUUUUAGUCUUCGACAUAGUUUAUCACAUUCUGCAAAGUUAGAUCUACUCAAUCUCAUUAAAACGUUGUCUGGACCGCGAUUCGAAGAUUGGGACAUUAGUAGCUACAAAAUAUCACAAGGGCUUACUCCCCCAGAUGAGUCGAUUGUGACAAUGGUUUUUUAUUGUACCGAAUGUCGUAAGGCUUUAGGGAAGCCUGUACUAAGAUCAGCCUUUCGGAAUGAAACUCGAUGUUGUGACGAUUGCAAAGCACAACAUAAUUUGUCACCAGAAUCACCAAAUUAUUAUCUUUGUAUCGACAUCGCGUAUCAAAUAAAAAUGCUGUUGCAAGAUCAGGAUAGUCUAUCUAGACUUUUGGAAAAUAUCAAUACUAUCGAAAAUCGUAACACUACCGAAGAUUUGUCGAUAUGGGACAUUCACGAUGGAGAACUAUACUGGAAUAUUUCCAAAGAAUACGGGCGGCGAAGGAAGUUACUAACUUUAAGUGUCAGUACAGAUGGUGGAGUUUUAUUUCACAAUUCAAAACUUGGCUUCUGGCCCCUGCAAAUAACAAUAAAUGAAUUGCCUGUUGAUUUGAGAUUUAAAAAUGUCAUGAUAGCUGCCCUAUGGACUACGGAAACGGAACCGAAAUCCGACUUUAUGAAUCUCUACAUGUCAAAAUUUCUCAAGAAUUUAAUGCGCGCUAGAGUUACUGUCUACAGCAAUAUAGAUCAAUUGCUGAUUGAGUUUAAGUUUUUGGUACUCUUGGUUUCCACUGACUCUGUAGCUCGACCUAUAGUGCAGAAUCGAAUGCAGUUCAAUGCAUUUCAAGGAUGCAGCUGGUGUUACAUACAUGGACGUCAUAUUGGUGGGUCUAUGAGAUAUCCAAUGAUGGAAAUAGACCGUGAAUUAAGAUCACAUGAGAGUCAUCACGUAGAUGUAAAAGAUGCAAAACAAACGAAAAAACCUAUUAGAUGAGUUAAGGGUGAAUCCAUCUUUAUGGACAUGCCAUUCUUUGAUUGUGUUUGGAAAUAUGGCUACGAUUACUUGCAUGGGAUACUUCUGGGAGUUACGCGGCAGAUGUGGAAUAUUUGGACUA
This is a messenger RNA of Cephus cinctus (wheat stem sawfly), 1948 nucleotides long. RefSeq lists its product as uncharacterized. The transcript is spliced from 2 exons. Lineage: Eukaryota; Metazoa; Arthropoda; Insecta; Hymenoptera; Cephidae. The coding region runs from base 1024 to 1827 and encodes 267 amino acids. The record is from RefSeq and is a predicted model, not a curated record.